GAAAAAUGACAGAUUCUGGGAAAAAACAAGUUGAAGAAUCAUCAACCUCCCCAAAAAGUCAAAGGCAUUGCCACAAGUAUAACGUGGAGAAAACUCAACAACUUGAAGAAUUUUUCAAGAAAUGUCAACGUCCAAGUGAGGACCAGCAAAACCAAUUGGGUAGGAAAGUAGGGCUUGACCCUAAACAGAUCAUGAUUUGGUUUCAGAACAAAAGGGCUCAAACAAAGGCAAAAGAUGAGGAAUCAGACAACCAUACUCUUCGCAAAGAAAAUGAAUUUUUCCGUUGUGAGAUUAUGGCAAUGAAAGAGAAGAAGAAAAAUAACAUGUGCCCACAAUGUGAUGGUCCAUCCAUUGGAGAAGAACAAAGAAUGCGUAAUUUAGAAAAUUUGAAAAUGGAAAGUCAAAGGAUGAGAGAGGAGCACUUAAGAAUAUCAAGAAUCAUCUCAAGUUCUCGUGGAAUAUCUUUUGGGAUGGAUUCAAAUUUGGCACCAUUGAGUUCUACUCUUGGAUCUCUACCAGAUUCCUCUAAUGAUUGCUUGUUGAGCCAAAUUAUAUGUGGAUCUCCCAUUGGAUAUAAUCCUCCUUUUGAUCAAGAAAAGAAUUAUAAUGAAGACAAUAAUGUUCGAGCACAAUUAAUAAAUAACAAUAACAUCCCAAUUAUGUCCUCAUUACCACAAGAAAAUUAUGGUAUUCAUCACGAUAAUAGGGAAAAAUCAAUUUUUGAUAUUGUUGAUGCUGCUAUGAAAGAAAUGCUUGUACUUUUGGAUGUGAAUGAUCCAGUCUGGGUAAAAUCAUCAGGUAAUGAGAGGUGUUGUAUACAUCGUGAGAGUUAUGAUAGAAAAUUUCCAAAUUCAUAUCGGCCUUAUAAAUCAUCCACUACUCGAAUUGAAUCAUCAAAGCAUUUUGGAGUUGUGCCAAUGACUGCAAUUGAGUUGAUCCCAAUUUUUCUUGACCCGAAUAAAUGGAUGAACAUGUUCCCCACUAUAGUCAGAAAAGCUAGGAAUAUUGAUGUUAUUAAUCCUGGGAAUAUUGAAGGCUCUAUACAAUUGAUGUAUGAACAAUUGCAUAUUUUAUCUCCUUCAGUGGAAGCUAGAGAAUUUUUCAUCAUACGUUGUUGUAGAAAACUUGAUCAAACAACAUGGAUAAUAUUGGAUGUUUCAUAUGAUUUAUUCAAAGAGAUUCAAACUCAUGUACCUUCUUAUGCUUGGAAGUUUCCUUCUGGUUGUGCAAUCCAAGAUAUGGCCAAUGGAGGAAGUAUGAUUACGUGGAUUGAGCAUGUUCAAGUAGAUGAAAAAAAUCACUUUAAUGGUAUCUUUAAAGACAUGUUGUGUGGUCAUAAAACAUAUGGAGCUGAAAGAUGGAUUGUUACACUUCAAAGGAUGUCUGAAAGAUAUAAUUUUGCAAUGGGUGCAACAUGUCCUACUAAGCAUGAUCUCAAAGGAGUGGUUUAUGAUAUUCCAAAAGAGGUGAAAAAUUUGAUGAAUCUGUCUCAAAGGAUGGUGAAGAGUUUUUGUGAAAUCCUAAACAUGACAGAUAAAUUAGAUUUUCCAACUUCAUCACAAUUGAAUAAUGGAGAUAGGGUUUCUAUAAGAAAAAAUAUAGAAAUUACCGAACAACAAGGCUUCAUUGCCAGUGCUGCUACUUCUCUAUGGCUUCCCCUUUCAUUUGAAACUAUUUUUAAUUUCCUCAAAGAUGACAAUACAAGAUGUCAGUGGGAUGUUUUGUGCGGUGAAAAUAACGUUAUUGAGAAAGAUAAAGUACAAACAGGAACUUCUCUAGAAAAUAAUAUUACAAUCAUUCAGCCUUAUAUGCCAAUAGAGAACAACAUGUUAGUUCUUCAAGAGUCAAACAUCGAUGACAUGGGAGCCUUUUUAAUCUAUGGAACCAUUGAUAUAUCAACAUACAAUUCAAUUGUCAAUGGAAGUGAUGCAAAAGAAAUUGCUAUUUUGCCCUCAGGUAUCAUGAUAAGUCAUGAUGGUCGCCUCUGCUCAAAUAGGAACAAUAAUGAAAAUGUGCAAAAUGGUUCAAUCUUGACAGUGGCUUUGCAAAAAUUAAUUUGUGCCGAUGAUCAUUUAAUCUCUCAACACCAACAAAUGGAGACAGUGACUUAUAUUCAUAACCUUUUGAGCUCUAUAGUUUUAAAAAUCAAAGCAGCAUUAUGUUACUCUGAUUAA
Solanum stenotomum is the source of this 2174-nucleotide messenger RNA. Its product is annotated as homeobox-leucine zipper protein HDG11-like. Gene Ontology annotation, molecular function: DNA binding; lipid binding. The record is from RefSeq and is a predicted model, not a curated record. Lineage: Eukaryota; Viridiplantae; Streptophyta; Magnoliopsida; Solanales; Solanaceae. The coding region runs from base 6 to 2174 and encodes 722 amino acids. The transcript is spliced from 10 exons.